AAAAUUACACACUUGUGAAAGUUGAAACUCUCUUAUAUAUUCUGUUACUCAUCAGAAAUCUUCUUAUAAAUCGUAAAGAAAAGAUUCUAAUUUUACCAACUGGCAUGUGACCCUCCAUAUAUUUUUUAAUAUAAAUAUUUCAUGAAACCAAGUUCAAAUCAGCUUUCCAACUCCAAUAUUCCAAGUGGCUAGUAUUCAUUUUGUUCUCUCUUUCUUUCUUUCUUUCUUUCUCUUUUUUCCUUUUCUCCUUCUCUGUGCCCGGCCAUUAUAUUGUUGGAAAAGCUUUUAUUACGAGCUUUAAAUAACAUGUCCCAGUUCAAAAUUGUACUGGUAUUAUCACUCUGCCUCAGUUUAUGCCUCUUACCUAGUCCCACAUCGGCCCAGCUUAAGCAAAACUUUUACUCCAAAACAUGUCCUAAUGUCGAAAACAUUGUCCGAAACGUUGUGCGCCAGAAGUUUCAACAGACCUUUGUUACCAUUCCCGCUACUCUUCGUCUCUUCUUCCACGAUUGCUUUGUUUCGGGCUGUGACGCAUCUGUAAUGAUUGCUUCCACUGGAGGAAACAAGGCCGAGAAGGAUCACCCAGAUAAUCUAUCGCUUGCUGGUGAUGGUUUUGACACUGUGAUCAAAGCUAAGGCUGCAGUUGAUGCUGUUCCAAGUUGCAAAAACAAAGUCUCGUGUGCUGAUAUUCUCACCAUGGCCACCCGUGAUGUUGUUGCUCUGGCAGGUGGACCUUCUUAUGCGGUUGAGUUGGGAAGAUUCGAUGGGAAAACUUCGACUGCAUCAAGUGUGAAUGGAAAGCUUCCAAAGGGUUCCUUCAAUGUGGACCAGCUCAACUCCAUGUUUAAAGCUAAUGGUUUGAGCCAGGCAGAUAUGGUUGCUCUAUCUGCGGCGCACACCCUUGGAUUCUCUCAUUGCAGCCAGAUCACAAGCAGAAUAUGGGGUAGCAAAGUGGACUCCACCCUAAACAGCACAUACGCCAAACAGCUCCAAGCAAUGUGUCCAAGAAAUGUGGACCCCAGAAUAGCCAUCAACAUGGACCCAAACACCCCUAGAACUUUUGACAACAUGUAUUACAAGAAUCUUCAACAGAAAAAGGGUCUUUUCACUUCGGAUCAAGUCCUAUUUGAGGACUCAAGAACUAGGCCUACUGUCAAUGCAUGGGCUACUAACACAAAUGCCUUUAACAAUGCAUUUAUUUCUGCAAUGACUAGGUUGGGCCGAGUCGGAGUUAAGAACAGUCAAAAUGGUAAUAUUCGUAUCAACUGUGGUGCUUUCAAUUAGACUACUCUGAAAAAAUUUGUUUGAGGAUGGAUAAUAUUGGAAAUGUGAAGACAAAGGAAUAAUAAUGAAGAAAAACAAAAACAAUGGAGAGGGAGGCAUUCAAUUGUAAUCUAUGGAAUUUUAAAUUAUUUCAUUAAAAAGUUAAAAUAAAUGUGUUUCGUGGGGUACCUAUUUGUUGUACAAUGAAUAAUUGAAGACCAGAGUGACCAUUUGUCAAGUUCGUAUAUAGAAGUAAAGGACACAAUAAGUUAAGUGUUUCUUCUUCUAUUUUUGUUGUUAUCAUUAAUUUUUAAUAAAUAAGUCUCUU
This is a messenger RNA of Cannabis sativa, 1591 nucleotides long. RefSeq names its product peroxidase 35. The transcript has 4 exons. The record is from RefSeq and is a predicted model, not a curated record. Bases 307 to 1284 code for a protein of 325 amino acids. Gene Ontology annotation, biological process: hydrogen peroxide catabolic process; response to oxidative stress. Gene Ontology annotation, molecular function: peroxidase activity; heme binding. Lineage: Eukaryota; Viridiplantae; Streptophyta; Magnoliopsida; Rosales; Cannabaceae.